Molecule: messenger RNA, 607 nt
Organism: Salvia miltiorrhiza (redroot sage)
Lineage: Eukaryota; Viridiplantae; Streptophyta; Magnoliopsida; Lamiales; Lamiaceae
Product: thioredoxin-like 3-3
Exons: 3
Coding region: 84-473 (129 amino acids)
Source: RefSeq, a predicted model, not a curated record
GGGUUAUAAUAUUCAUUUUCUCAUCCAAUUAUCUCUGUGUUGCAGGAAUUAAAGAGUCGAAGAGGAAGAAAGGAAUUGAAGACAUGGAGAAGGAAAAGAUUCAAGAAUUUGGAGAGAGCAAUUCGCCCUCAGAUUUGCUCAAAAAUGCCAAAUGUAAUCUCGUUACCGCCACCAGUGACGACAAUUUGAAGGAAAUCUUUCGUCAAAUCAAAGCCUCCAAAACCCCCACGGUUAUCAACUACGGUGCCUCAUGGUGUCGCGUUUGCAGUCGGAUCCUCCCUGCAUUCUGCCAAUUGAGCACCGAGUUUUCGAAGCUAUCUUUUGUGUAUGCUGAUAUCGAUGAAUGCCCGGAGACGACGCAGCACAUACGGUACACGCCCACGUUUCAUUUCUACAGAGACGGCGAAAGGGUUGACGAGAUGUUUGGGGCCGGAGAGGAGCGCCUGCACGAUCGCCUCUGGCUGCACUCCUGAGAAAGAUGUGUUGUGCAGUUUCUGUUAGUGCACUAUUUCUUCAUCCUUGUUUACAUUGUAUAAUUCAAUAUAUUAAGCAUUUCUUAAACAUCCCUGUUACAUUGCAUAAUUCAAUAUAUUAAGCAUUUCUUAAA